Molecule: messenger RNA, 10748 nt
Organism: Psammomys obesus (fat sand rat)
Lineage: Eukaryota; Metazoa; Chordata; Mammalia; Rodentia; Muridae
Gene: Senp1
Product: SUMO specific peptidase 1
Exons: 18
Coding region: 4656-6572 (638 amino acids)
Biological process (GO): protein desumoylation
Cellular component (GO): nucleus
Molecular function (GO): deSUMOylase activity
Source: RefSeq, a predicted model, not a curated record
ACCCUUCUGCACAGGUUAUGAAAACCCCCUUAACUGCCACAGUUUUCUUACCUGGCUCAUCGCCUCUUGGUAAUUGCCUUGAACCUUUUCUUCGUGUACCCUAACGUGAUCUUUCUGGAUAUGUGCUGGGUUUCCCUUGUCCUGAGCUUGGUGAUUUCUGUUUUAUCAGUACCUCUACAGUUUUUCUCUUAUCUUGUUGGCACUAACUCGCUCUUUUAUCGCGUUUAAGUCACACUUGUUAAAAUUAUUUAAUUCAUGUGGCGUACUUGCUGUGUUUGGAGUGGUGGUGAUUCUUGUAAAAAUUUGUAUAGUCCUUUUAUAGGCUAUCAACUAUUUGACUUAGGGGUUUUCGCUGUAAUCGGAAAUUCUGGAUGAAGUGGACAUGUGUAGAUAUUCCUCGUAGAGAUAAUUUUUAUUCAGGACCCUCAGUGACAUGUGGAUUACUGCCUUUGAGGCUACAGUGACACCUUAAUAAAUGACUUUAACCUUGCAAUUAAAUUUCCUGUCCCUCAGUCCCUUUUAAAGAGCUUCAUUCAUUUUUCCUGGUUUCAGUUAAUUAUCCGAACUGGUGAAUAUCUUCUCAUACAUCUGAUCAAUUAAAUCUAGAGAGGGAAUGAAUGAGUGUACAGACAGGCUCUGCCACUUGUGGCUAGGUGAUGUAAUUUUUAUUCUUUCCCCAACUGCUCUUGCUCCUACCAGUUGUACCAGUUUUGCUGGAUCUGUGAAUAGAUCUGGCUUGCUCUUCUAGCCUAAGAACUUAUAAAAGGCAAAGCCUAGGUCUGCUUAUUUUUGUAUCCCACUUAUUAUGUAUAUACACUUAGUAUAAUAAAUGUAUGUAUGAAGGAAGUUAAAUACUGUUUGAAACAUGAAAGUACUGUGCUGGGCGGCCUGAACGAUGAUGAUGUAGUAUAAACUAUAACAUAUGCAGAAUUGUUUUCCAGAACUCAGAGUAGGGUUAUUACAUGAUCAUUUCCAUAUCGUGGUUCUGGAUACAGCUGACUAUACAGUUCUGUAGACUUAUAGUAACCUCAUCAUUGUUCUAAACAUUAAUUUUUGUAAUCAUCUCUUCCAAAGUGUACAGACAUACAAAUGAUUUACCACUUUAGAUUUUGUUGCAGUCAGGACUUCAUCUUUUCUCUCCCAGAUUUCCCCUUCACUUGUGUUCAGCUACUAACUUGAUUCACAUUAGUGUCUAGGUGCUUAUUAAUAUUCCUUCUGUAAAUUAAGUUAACACUGUGUACUAGGGAUGAAUUAUUAGAAUGAUUUUUUUUCUUUUCUGAGACAGUUUCUCUGUGUAACCUUGGCUGUCCUGGAACUCACUCUGUAGACCAGGCUAGCCUUGAACUCACAAGAAAUCUUCCUUGCCUCUGCCACUCAAGUCCUGGGGCCAAAGGUGUGUGACACCAUCUCUACCCAGCAAGAAAGAAAUUCUUUCUUUCUUUUUUCUUUUUGUGGCAGGGUUCUCUGAGUAACAGUCCUAGCUGUUCUCGACUCACUUUGUAAACCAAACCAAGCUGAUUUUGAACUCACAGGGAUCUGCCUGUUACUGCCUUUUGAAUGCUGGACUUAAAGGUGUGCACCAUUAUGCCCUUUGAAAGAUUUUCUUAAAAGAAAAAAAAAAUUGUCAUCAUUGCUAGAAUUUGAUGGCAUCUAAGGACUUCGUAUAGAAUCUUGAUUUGUUGUUUUUGAUGUUGUGGUUUGUUUUUUAAAUCUCUUCUUGCAUCAUUGCUAAAGAAGGUACUAGACACAUACCAAAGAAGCAGGAUGUAUUGGCAUUAAGGUAUAAAUAUGGAGCUUUAAUCAUCUAAAAAUGUAUGAGCUAGGGUAGAUAACCCAAAGCUAGUUGGAAGUUAUUUUUCAGUUGCCUGGGUGAAUCUUUGGACAAUGGUGUUCGAGGGAUGUGAAGCUGUGUUUGGGAAGUGCACUUCCUGAGAGAUUCUUGGGUCCUUCCUUUUACCCAUCUAUGUGAUUUUAUGCAAGUCAUUUAACUUUUUGAAUUAACUGAAUUUCUAGCUUGUUUUCCCCUUUCACAUCUCUAAAAUGAAAAAGAAAUUAAGUGGGAUUAUUCUACUGGAUACUGAUUUUUUUUUUUUUUUUUUUUUUGAGAGAGAGAGAUACUUGCUAUAUAAUCCAGAGUGGCCUUAAACUCAGAAUAUUUCUACCUCCCAGGUUGUACUAGACUUUUAAGUUGGCAUUUUCCUUUUUUAAAAAGGUGGGCUAAUAACAAUUAGAAAGUGACUUUGGUUGCUAGGAUAUUUUCCCCCGCUGUAAUCUGGACCCUAAAGGAUUCUACGCUAGGGCAGGAGGAGUAGCUCAGUGGUUAAGAACUGUGAUUUCUCUUCCAGAGGACCCAGGUUUAGCUCCCUCCAUCCACAUCUCACACCCAUCUGUAGCUCCAGUUCCAGGGGAUCUGAUGCCCUCUUUUCACCUCUACAAACACUGGACAUUCACAUGGUGCACAGAUACACAUUCAGGCAAAAUACACAUACACAUACAUACACAUGAAGUAAAAUAAAGAAAUAUUGAAAAAAAUAAAGAAUUCUACCCUAUUAAAGAAAGGGAAAGAAGAGCCUAGAGAAAUUCUAGAUAGAAGCCAGUUGCCAAAUUAGCAUUUAGAAAUGUAUUUGAAACCUAAACCCUUUGUGGGUCUUUCCUGGCAGCCUGAAUACUCUGCUCACUCAAGCAGCAUUCCUUCUGGUGUACUCUGUUAUUGUGCCAAUUGAGAAUGCCUGUUGACAUCACAUAGUUUCCUGAAUACUUUGAGGACUCAAGAUGGCCGUGGAUUUGAUAAUCAAGUACUCAGUCUCCUUAAACUAUGGCGUUAAAGCAGGUGUUUUCCAAGCAGUUAGGGUUUUAACAACCCCCAACCCUUUUCUGGGGGAAUAUACUAUCUGUAAUUUCACUUUCUCCAGUUUUGGUUGCAGUCAGCUAUAUUUAGAAAAUAAAUGGAAAGUUCUAUAUUUUGAGACAGAUGACAGUCUUACGAAUACACGCACACAGGUGUGUCUCACUAUAUAGCUGUAGAUGGCAUAGAACUCACUAUGUAGACCAGGCUGGCCUCUAACUCACAACAAUCUAUCUACUUCUGCCUCCCAAAUCAUUCUGUUUUUAUUACUGUUGUUAAUCUCUUGUUCUAAUUCAUGAGUUAGACUUUCUUAGAUAUAUAUGUACAGGAAAUGUAUAUGUGUCAAUAUAAUUCAGUACCACAUGUUUCAGACAUACUGGAAGCCUUGGAACAUAUCUCCUGUGUGAGGGGGACUUAUAUAUAGAUGAAAGGAGCUUUGGUUUAAGCAGGUUUGGUUUGGUUUGGUUCAGUUGCUUGGUUUGGCACUAAGGAUUGCGUAACGGACCUUGUACAUACUAUGCCAGGAUUUUCCAACCCCCUUUUCAGCAGUUUGGUGGAUAAUAGUGGGGAGUAGGGGGUACCUUGUACAACUGAAAGUAUUCUUUGAUUGUAUUCAGUAAAUUUUGUAGAGGAAUUUUAAUCCAGCAACAUGUCUGCUCUGGCAAGGGAUCACAUCCAAAGACCUAAGUCAGUCUGAUCUGGCUGGAAUCCAGGCAUACCCUUAAUAUACACACUUAAUCCCUCUUACUGGAAUACAGACAUGCCUUUAGUACACAUUUUUAAUCCCAAACAAUAACAUAAUUGAGGGACAGACAAAGUUACAAAUCAGAGAAAGAUUUGACAGAAUGUGUCAGUGAUAGGAUAGCUUAACUCUCAUGAGAACAGAUAGGAAGGAGAAGCCACUUAAGAGCAGUGCAGACAGAAAGAACAUGUUUCAUGGAGACAAUACAAUAGAGUUGAGGAGUGCAGUACAGUUUGGUGCAGCUGAGUUUGUGGAAUUCAGAGGCAGUUUUUCCUAUGCCUGUUCUGGCUCCCAAAUAAUGGCAUGGAGACUUAUUACAUUUAUUAAUAACCUUUAAGCACUAUAGCUGGGCAGAUACUGAACUAUUCUAACCUGUCUGUGUUGCCCUGACCUGCUUCCCAGCCAUGUGCCCCAUUACCUGCCAUCUUAAUCUUGUCCUGGGUGCUCCUGUUCCGUCUUUUUCUUCAUAGCCUCCUUCCCAUGCUGAUCUUCCCCCUCUCUCCCACCCUCUACCUGGGACCCUCCACAUGGGAUCGCAAGUCCUGCCUCAACUCUCCUGCCCAGUUAUCAGCUGUUCAGCUCUUUAUUAACCAAUCAGACGUGAUGGAGAACACUUUUUUUUUUCCCCCAAGACAGGAUUUCUCUGUGUACUGUGUAGCCUUGGCCUGGACUUACUUUGUAGACCAGGUUGGCCUUGAACUCACAGAGAUUCCCCUUGCCUCUGCCUUCCCAAGUGGUGGGAUUGCAGGCAUAUACCACCACCAAGGCUGCCUUGCAUGGAAAGCAUUUUUUACACAACGUAAAGCAGAAGAUGCUUCAGUAAUGACAGUGCUCAUGUUCGACUGCAACCAGGCCUCUGGGCACAGAGAUCAGCAUCUGAGCACACAGCACAAACCAUCCCCCAACAGAGCAAGUCAGUGAAAAAUGGAGAGAAGCCAGCUUGAAUCAUCAGCUUCAAGAGGAGUUCUGAACCAGAACAACUGAGUUUAACCAGCCAGCCAGAGUUCAGAAAGAACUAGAAAGGGAUUUUGUAUCUUUGCUAAAGCCAGUGAUGUGAAAAGACCUGAAAUGGAUGACACUGCUGAUGGGGUGAAGAUGGAUGCUGGAGAAGUGACCUUAGUGAACCACAACUCCGCUUUCAAAGCCCACCUCCUGCCACAGGCAGGUUUUCCGAAGAACCAGCUUUCCGAACAGCAGAUCUUGCCCUUCAGGCAGGGGACUUCAGACAGACCUUUCACGUGUUCUACAAGAAGUGCAGCUUAUAAUCCAGAUUAUUACUCAGAUAACCCUUCCUCAGACAGUUUCCUUGGCUCAGGUGACCUACGGUCCUUUGGUCAAAGUGCAAAUGGACAGUGGAGAAAUUCCACUCCAGCGUCAGUGUCAACGUUACAAAAACCAAGAAAUAGCCGAAGUCUUUACCUCGAAACCCGAAAGACCUCAAGUGGAUUACCAAACAGCUUUGCAGGAAAGUCAAACCAUCACUGCCAUGUGUCUGCAUAUGAAAAGUCAUUUCCCAUUAAGCCUGCCCCAAGUCCGUCCUGGAGUGGCUCAUGCCGGCGAAGUCUGUUAAGCCCUAAGAAAAUUCAGAGGCGACAUUUCAGCACAGCAGAAGAGACAGUUCAAGAAGAAGAAAAAGAGAUCUACAGACAGUUGCUGCAGAUGGUCACAGGGAAACAGUUCUCUGUAGCCAAGCCCACCACACAUUUUCCUUUACACCUGUCUCGGUGUCUUAGUUCCAAUAAGAACUCUUUAAAAGACUCACUGUUGAGAAAUGGAAGCUCUUGUGCGUCUCAUGUCAUUGGCUCUGAUACUUCAUCCUCUGGAUCUGCCAGCAUUUUACCUGCACAGGAGCAUUUGUCCCACACUGCACAUUCCCUGUCACCUGGUACCCCAGAUGUUUCGUUUGGAUCCAAAGACUCUGAUUCCCACCAUCACCUCUCUGCUUCUCAUCAGCCAGAUAAUGUACCAGCAUCAACUACACAAUCUGAAGGAUCAGACUCUGUGAUUUUACUCAAAGUGAAAGAACCUCAGAUUCCCCCUUCCAGCCCUAUUUUCUUCCAGGCAGAGCUGUGGAUCAAAGAAUUAACUAGUGUUUAUGAUUCUCGAGCUCGGGAAAGAUUGCGCCAGAUUGAAGAGCAGAAGGCACUGGCACUGCGGCUUCAAAACCAGAGACUGCAGGAACAGGAGCAUGCGGUACUUGAUUCUGUAGAACUGCACCUUCGUGUACCUCUUGAAAAGGAGAUUCCUGUAACAGCUGUCCAAGAAACGAGGAAAAAAAGUCACGAAAUAACUGAUAGUGAAAAUGAAUUUCCUGAAAUUACAGAGGAAAUGGAGAAAGAAAUAAAGAAUGUUUUCCGUAAUGGUAACCAAGAUGAAGUCCUCAGCGAAGCGUUCCGCCUGACCAUUACACGCAAAGAUAUUCAAACUCUAAACCAUCUGAAUUGGCUCAAUGAUGAGAUCAUCAAUUUCUACAUGAAUAUGCUAAUGGAACGCAGUAAAGAGAAGGGAUUUCCAAGUGUACAUGCAUUUAAUACCUUUUUCUUCACUAAGUUAAAAACUGCUGGUUAUCAGGCGGUGAAACGGUGGACAAAGAAAGUGGAUAUAUUUUCUGUUGACAUUCUUCUGGUGCCCAUUCACUUGGGGGUACACUGGUGUCUAGCUGUUGUAGACUUCAGAAAAAAGAGCAUCACCUACUAUGAUUCUAUGGGCGGAAUUAACAAUGAAGCCUGCAGGAUCCUCUUGCAAUACCUAAAGCAAGAAAGUGUCGACAAAAAAAGGAAAGAGUUUGACACCAAUGGCUGGCAGCUCUUCAGCAAGAAAAGCCAGGAAAUUCCACAACAGAUGAAUGGAAGUGACUGUGGGAUGUUUGCUUGCAAAUAUGCUGACUGUAUUACCAAAGACAGACCAAUCAACUUCACACAGCAACACAUGCCAUAUUUCCGGAAGCGAAUGGUCUGGGAGAUCCUCCACCGGAAGCUGUUGUGAAGACUGUCUCAGUGAGCAGACAUCAGCAGUGUCGGAGACCAGCGCUUUGCCAUCGACAUCCAGAGACCUUGGAAACAGCUGCUCCUAACCCCCUGUUCCUGUACAGCCCUUGGUCCUGGACCAGACCAGGCGAGAUGCAUUCACAAGCACAUCUGCCUUUCCUUUUGUAUCUCAGAUACUAUUUUUGCAAAGAAACUUUGGUGCUGUGAAAGGGGUGAGGGACAUCCCUACGCUGAAGAAAGAGAGUGCUUUUCACUUCAGUUCUGCCAUCUUGUUUUCAAAGGGCUCCAGCCUCACUGAGUCCCUAACUAGGAGCCCAAGGGAAACUCGGAAGAAUCUUGGUUUCAUAUAAACUCUUGUUGCUAGGCCUUACCGAGAAGUAGGAAAAAGAAAGGACAGCAGGAAGGGAUAAAAACCACCAGCAAGUAGACAAACACAUGAUUCCCAAGAUGCAGACUUAGGAAUGGGACUAUAGACUGGACACUGAGGCACAAGCUUGUGUCCCCUCCUCCAGAACCUUCCUGUUUAUGUGCCCCGGUUUGAAAAUGAACUGCUUUUCCUCAGAGCUGUUUUCUCACUGGUACAGCCAUCCCAUCGUGAGCACACUGCACAAGCCCCGGCAGGCCCUAAAGUUGAAAGCAGCCCUUUGUGCCAGUGUGCACGUGCUGUGGGAGGACCCCCCGCAAGUGCUGAGCGCAGCAACAAGGCCCCAGCUUCACUGUUGCCUGCUUCUGACUAGGAAGAAAGACCUUGGCCUUUAGCAUCAAACAUCAGAGUUGGAUGAAUACAGAUCUAGUUGGUCUGUGGCUAGUUAGUUUAAAUAUGUUUCUAACCACAGAGAAUUUUAUAUACAUAUAUAUCUAUAUGUGUGUAUACAUACAUAAUACACACACACACAGUGUGAAAUAUAUAUUUCACAGGGAUAUGCUUUUAAAAGAGAAAGAGACUGAAUGUGUUCACCAUUUAGUCUGCAGGUUUAUUUUCAUCUUUCAAAUCCCAGCACACAGUGAUCCCAAUAAGCCCUGUGUACUGGGCAUCUGUAGACUUCCUAAGAAUAUUUUGAGACCUGGAUGAAUCUGGUUUAGGAGUAAAGGUUAUCAAGGGAAAUGAUGGUGUCAGCUGAAAAAUGGGUGGAGCUUGGACUGAUCAACUUUAGACUGAUAAACUGCUAGUUCUUUUGUUCUUUCUAGCAUCUCUCCCACCCUCCCAGAGCUCCUAAGGUUUAGAUGGUGAGAUGACCCAAUGCCAGUGUCAUUUUGUACUUAAGUUCCAAGGCAGGAACAUUUUAUACUUUUUCUGUAUUGUAAUAGGUAGUUUUAUAUAAAAUCUUUUCUCCUCUUCCCCUUGUACCCCAUCCCUUCCAGCAUUGUGCUUUCUCCUUGGGCUUAUUUGAAAAUUUUACUCUGUUUUAUACCAGGCUUGUUUAGUAUACAUUUUUCUAUGUUUUACCACAAGUUACAAUUUGAAAACAACUAUUUUUUUUAAUAUUCCAUUGUUAAACUGAAUGUGACCGUGUCCACUCCAGCAACCAUGUCCUCCCUCUUCCCUUUCUCCCUGCAUGUUGGAGGACGAGACCCCUUUGUACAUUUGUUUCUUUCUUGCUGCUUCUCCUCUUUCCUCGCUUUUUCUUUUGAUUUUCCAUAGGAAAUAAAUAGCUUUCUCUCUAUGAGUUGCUGGGACCUUUUACACUCUCCUUUAGAAAACUGUGGCAUGCAGACUCACAGUAGGACUCCUAGAGUAUCAUUCGAUUCUUGGUACUUACUAUAUUUAAGUGACAGCUUACACUGCGGCAGUUUAGACUGUUAAUCUAAAGACAAGCUUUAGCUUUUCAGGCUUUUUUUUUUUUUUUCCCACUAUUAUCUGGGGCUCACCACAAGAUAGUUUUCUGUGUUUGUUGUUUGUUUGUUGUUUGUUUUAUUUUUCUCAGAGACUUUUUGUAUGGACCAAAGCAACUAAUAUUUAUUGUCAUGUAUAGCAGAAUAUGAGACAUGCAACAAAAGCACUUUGCAAAUUAUAUAAAAUUAUUGAGCUGUCUGAAGCUGUCUCCCUUCUCCAAUGCAGUUUAAAUGUAUCAGGUAAAAGCUAGUGAUCCUAAGGCUACUGUGUCUCCCUAGAGGGUCAGGCUGUGGCAGGAUAGCUUAGUGGGAACCAAAUGCAGCCUUUAUAGUAGGCCAUUCUUAGAGAGCCAGCCAGCAGGAGCAGGACAAGUAUCUGGAAACUUCCUUAAUUCAAGAGUAAGCUUUGAUGACCAAGACUGAGGAUGUUUCUGUAUUUCAUGGACAAGAGUAUGCUACCAGUGUCUUGCUCAAGUUGUUUUAAACGAAAUAUGCCUAUUUUUUUCCUUCUCUUUGUCUCUUUUUUUCUGUGUUCAAUACCCAUCUCCCCUCCCUUACAAAAGAAAUAUUUGAAGGCUGAUAAGCAUGACAUGGCAGUCAUAUACUCCUCAACAAAACCCAUGAUCCCAGCAGUCAUCCCUGGCCUGAGGGCAGAGAAAAGAAGACUUUCUGCCUUUUGAGAACAUGUGCUGCGGUGUGUGGAAGCUAAUCCGUUCGAUCACUUGAGACUACUGUGGCUCCCAGGAGUCCUGUGUCGGGUUCGGUGUAGUUACUUUCCACCAUCAUAAGGCCUAGCAACUUGCUGUCAGUUCACUCUCCUAUGGGCGGCAAGCACAACCUUCUAUUCUUAGCCAGUGUAGUCAUAGUAGUCUCUCCUGCUCACCGCCCUCAGCACUGCUGGCUUUAGUGUUUAAUGGUUCAAGGGCACAGCAGAUAACCUGGUAAGGGUUCCCACCCGUCCAUCUCACAGCCUGCCCAUCAUCACCACCCAGUUUUACACAGCCCAUGCUAUGAUCGAUCACUAGAUUAAGAAGGAGAAGGUUCAUUAAAGAGCUCCUUUGUUUUUAAAUCUUAACCUCCCAUCUUUCAAAAACCAUCAGAGUGAAAAGUGGCUAACUCUUGAUUGCCUCAUUUUGUUUUUCCUUGCUCUGUCUGCGUGGCCAAUGCUAGGUGGAGUAAGAUACUUAAAGCUGAAGGUCAGUAUCAACACGGGCUUGGUGGUAGAAUCAAGGCUACACAAGAACCUUGCUACAUCCAGCGUACCUAGAUGCAGGCCUUUGUUCCUUCUGAGCUGAGGAACAGCCAUCCAUUAUUUGACUUCUAAAGAUGGCCUUAUCCCUGAGAGCCAGUUUCUAGGAAAGGCAAAUGGGAGCGAGGUACCCAAGAGCGCAGGCUCCAUUCUGCUCGGGCACCCUCAUUCAGUAAUAGUCUUUUCCUAAGUAUGUACACCCAGAUCUGAUUUAAAGCCCUCCCUGGUCUCACUAUCUUACUCUUGUCCGGACUUGUAUAGUCCUAAUGAGGGAAUGGCCUAACUUCCGCCUGCUGGUCUUGUCAUCUGCCUUUCUCAUUGGGGCGGACCAGAGCAUGCAACUGACUGUCAAGGCCAGGAGAAUGGAUGGUACUGUUUGCUCUAGCCCGGAGCACAGGCUUCUGUGUUCUGUUCUGUCAAGGAUGCACCGGGGCUCAUUCUCUGGAACUUCGCUUUAGAAUACUAGUGUUGUGAGGGUGUGAGGAAGGGUUGGUUCCUCAUCGUAACUUCCAAAUGCUGCAGUCCCAGAGCGUUCCCUCUGCUCUCCAACAGUGCUGCACUCGGCCUUCAACAAAAGCACUUCAUUAGUUCAUCAUGCUGCCCUCUGGGGUUCUCGGGCUCUACCCCACAAGGCUCAUCAGAACAUCUUAACCCUGUAGGUAGGUUCCUCUUCCAUCCUGUGUAUUGACAAGGAUAUCCCUUGCAUAUUCAGACGAUGGGUCCCUUUCUCUUUGUCUUGCCCUCUAAAGGCACUUGCCUUACCUGAAACUCACUGGGUAUUUUGUAAGUGUGAGGCCAACCACUGAACUUAGGGGUUCUGGCGGGUGAGAAAAGACAGUUUCACAAAGGAAAUAAAAGCCACCUUGUCCUCAGGGUCUUCGAGUCUGUAAGUUUAUAGUUUGCCUGAUCCAGGAGGCCAAGCAAACACAAAUAUACCUUGUGGAGAAUACAGGCUUAUUAGCUGAAGUGGAGGAAAGGACGGAGGUAGAUGUGUCAGGGAUGAUGUUGCCUUUAUCUCUAUCUGUGACUCCUAGGGGUUUUUUGUUGUUGUUUUUUUAAUUGAUUUAUUUAAAAUAAAUUCUGUGGAUUUUG